AUGAUACCUAAGAAUGAGUUCUACAUUUGCCAGAUCUGCGGAAUAGAGAUUCCAGACUCAUACUGGGUUUACAAACUGGUCGAAGAACUUGAAAAUGGCGGACCAGAUGCAGAUCCUUUAGAAAUGGAGGGAGAUGCCAAGGAUUUAGAAACACAAUUGAAGUGGCUGUACGAUGCACGCUUACUCUGCGAUCCUGAUGACGAGUUCGGACAGUUUCUACCUGACUUCCAACAUGAGACUUUGGAAGAUGACAUAGAAGACCCAGAAUUCCGAGAGACUCCAGAAGUCCGGUCAAGGUCUCAGGCCUCUGAUAUCGAAGUCCACAUCGGCGAGGCUGACGAAGAAUACAAGUUCUGGAAACCCUACCCAAAGCAUCUGCCAAUGACUAGGGUCGGCAUGAUGUACACAUCCACUUACACAACGGAUGGACGGGUGUAUGCAGUUGUCCAUGCUGCUUGCCUGGAGAUAGCAAGAAAGAUUUUUGUAUCAUCUGAACUUGCGCAUGUGAGAGACUUGAGGGGGUUAUUUAUGGCCCUUCGGUGGAGAGAGGGGAUAUCCUAUAAGUGUGGUGGUGAAUGGAAAAGCCUACCCAGGGCUAACUACAAGCUUGCAGUUAAUGGCUACUACCUGCCAGACUGUAACUGGGGUCAGAGGGAAUGCCCUGGAAUGGAAUGGCCAGGCCCUUACGCAUCUCCAAGAGCAAACCUCUUCUAUUCCAUCGGCAGAAAUCCUUUUGAAAUCGAGAACUUGACGGAAUGCCUCCUGAAAAAUCUUCAAUCUUGUCGAACGCAGGUAAACUUCACCGCUGAUUUCGCCAAGGUUGCUAAGAACCUAGCAAGAAUGCCGGGGGAAAUCAUGAACGCAAUUUUUGCCAACAUGGGUCAAAAUUUACCGCGGCUUUCCUCCCGCUUAGUGGCUCAGAUGUUUUGGAAAGAACAGCUCAAAGCGGGCAGUCACGGACUUCUCCCAUGGCUCUGGGAUAUAGAUGCCGCUCUAAUUGAUGAUAAAGAUGCUCAGCCAUGCCCUGAAGGGGAUGAUUUUGAGUGGGACUGGGAACUGUUAGUCCGCCAGCUAAGUCGUGGGGUUGACUAUGGAGUUCGUCCAGGUUUACCAGAAGAUACGCUUCCAGAACCGCGUUGGGAAGAAGACAGUGAAAAGUCGACCUGGGACACCAUCUGCACAGGAUAUCACACCGAUCUCGUUCAUGUACCUGCUGGCCUUCACAAUCGCCGUCGCAUCUGGCAACUUCUCGAAGAGAUGUUCGUCGGCGACGCUCUGCCCUGGCCGCGAGUAACUCCAUUCUGGGAGACGUCCUACGUACAUCCACCCGAGAAGAAUUUUAUACCAUUGUGGUGGAACAAGUCCGGGGAAAUAUUAUCCUCUCCAAUAUGGCUUCCAUCAAUUAACUUCGCCUCUUGGGAUGCGCCUUCGGGAUGGUAUGGUGGGCUUACUACCUUCCGGAGAAGACUUGGCGGAGACAUUUAUGUAUUCAGGAACAAAUCAAACUUACAAUAUUGGCAGAUCAAUAUUGAUGAGAAGAGCCGCGGCAAACCAACUACAGGAGAUGCAGCUAAGAUACGACCAGCAACGGUAGAAGAGAUCUACGCAGUCUUGCGACCUUUAGGCUACCCAGUCUGA
Molecule: messenger RNA, 1638 nt
Organism: Colletotrichum truncatum
Lineage: Eukaryota; Fungi; Ascomycota; Sordariomycetes; Glomerellales; Glomerellaceae
Source: RefSeq, a predicted model, not a curated record